Molecule: messenger RNA, 542 nt
Organism: Eucalyptus grandis
Lineage: Eukaryota; Viridiplantae; Streptophyta; Magnoliopsida; Myrtales; Myrtaceae
Product: defensin-like protein 1
Exons: 2
Coding region: 82-303 (73 amino acids)
Biological process (GO): defense response
Source: RefSeq, a predicted model, not a curated record
GCCUCGGUCCCCACCUUCUGAUAUAAAUGUAUCACCUCCUCAAAGCCCUCCAUAGCUAGUUCUGCAGAAAAGUAGAAAGAGAUGGAGAAGAGCAAGAUGAGAUGCGUGGGGCUUUUCCUGAUGCUGCUCCUCGUCCUCGCUGCCCAGGAGGCGGAGGGGAGGAUGUGCGAGUCCCAGAGCCACGGCUUCCACGGGUCUUGCGUCAGCGGCCACAACUGCGCCCUGGUCUGCCGCAACGAGGGCUUCUCUGGCGGCCGUUGCCGUGGCUUCCGGCGCCGCUGCUUCUGCACCAAGCUCUGUUGACGGCCAGUGCACUUGCAUGCGACAGAAUAAAGAAGUGAUGGAUGGCCAGCUUAGGCUGCUGUCUGCUGCGUUGUAAUAAGUGAGCAAGUGAGCCAAAUAUAUAUAUCUCAAGAUUCUGGGCUCCUUAGUUUCUCAGCUUUCUAGGACUUGAUGUGCUUGGACCACUCACUGUGCUCUCUCUUCCAUUACUUUGUGUAAUUUCCUGAUUUGGGGUUUAAUGUGUUUCACGCUUCUCUCUC